This is a messenger RNA of Colletotrichum costaricense, 777 nucleotides long. RefSeq lists its product as uncharacterized. The coding region runs from base 1 to 777 and encodes 258 amino acids. The transcript is spliced from 2 exons. NCBI's taxonomy places the organism in Eukaryota, Fungi, Ascomycota, Sordariomycetes, Glomerellales, Glomerellaceae. The record is from RefSeq and is a predicted model, not a curated record.
AUGGCUUCCUUCUUCUCAAAGGCCAGGUUAGCGACCUUUUCCAAGUUCGCCGCAGGUGCCACCAUCACAGGCGCCGCUGGUUUUCACCUCUGGACGCGUCAGUGCGCGUUCGACGACACUUUUACCCCGGCCAACGACACCCUCUUCCAACACUCUCUUCUUAAAAAGGUCAAUCCAAACAACAAUCCCGACUUUCACGACUGCUGUUACCGCACAGUUCCAUUUGACAAGUUGCGGCCGGAUCUUGUUGAGGACGCGCUUAGUGGAGGCUCAAAGCUUGUGGAGACGUAUUCUGCUGGUGUCUGGGGACGAUAUGGUGAGCAUGUGCCUGUAGCGGUGAGGGCGAUAUGGCAAGAAGCUGACUUUGAUACACAAGCAUUCAAUAUUCAACGCAAAAUCAUGGAGAUGGCCCGUAAAGACGAGUCGAACGCAGGGGACCUCUGGGAGAAAGAUGAGCUAUUAAAGAGCACUUACCCAGUCGGCACGGCUUUUGCUGACGACUUCAUUGUCAUCGAAAAGUCUCCAAGCAGCAUCUUGCUGCGGGGUGGGCUCUCCCCCAGGGUAGCGCCUGAUGGCCCACGCGAGUUGGACAGUAUCAUAAGCCUAGGUGCGGACCUCGACCGACAGGCCCGAGUCGUCAGCUUCAAGCUCAAGUCAAUACUUCUCAACGGGGUGAGCGACGGUAAUGAUGCUCCACUACCUGGGCCCGCGGUGUUCUUGCAUCAGCAGUACGCUAGGCUGUUGGUAACUGCCGGUGUUGACCACUGUGUUGCGUGA